AAUACCUCUCCAAGAUGGCUGCGUCUUUUGGUUUCUCUGAGCUCUGAGUUAUGUUCAUCGACAAACUCAGUUUCGGCGGAUAAGACAAAACUCUGAAGGCGGAACAUGGAAAGACGAGAGUUCGUCGCAUCGCUGGUGGCAGGAGGCUGUGCAGGGAUGUGUGUGGACUUGACUCUCUUCCCCUUGGACACCAUUAAGACCAGGCUGCAGAGUCAGCAGGGCUUCUCCAAAGCUGGGGGCUUCAGGGGCAUCUAUGCUGGGGUCCCUUCUGCUGCUGUUGGCUCCUUUCCAAAUGCCGCUGCUUUCUUUGUCACCUACGAACACACAAAGUCCCUCAUUGGACCCGGCGGACUGGGAGUGACACCACAGUUGGCACCUGUCACCCACAUGCUGGCUGCCUCCUUGGGCGAAAUAGUGGCGUGUCUGAUCCGGGUGCCAACAGAAGUGGUCAAACAGAGAACCCAGGCUUGUCCUUCAUCCACCACCUACCAAAUGCUGCUAUCUACACUCAGAGAAGAGGGGUUCCGGGGCUUAUAUAGAGGAUACAGGAGUACAGUUCUCAGAGAGAUCCCGUUCUCGCUGGUGCAAUUUCCACUUUGGGAAUAUUUAAAGACUCUGUGGUCACAGAGGCAAGGUCACACGCUCUCGUCUUGGCAGGCUGCAGUGUGCGGAGCUUUUGCAGGUGCCUUUGCAGCAUUUGUUACCACUCCCCUUGAUGUGGUGAAGACCAGGAUCAUGCUUGCAAAGGCAGGAACAACCACGGCGAGCGGCAACAUCCCACUCGUGCUCUAUGACGUGUGGAAGAGUCGAGGGCUUACAGGGCUGUUUGCGGGCAGCAUACCGAGGAUAGCCUUCAUCGGCCUCGGCGGCUUCAUCUUCCUCGGAUCCUACGAGAAGGUUCGCCGCAUGUUGCUAUACCAGUGACAAUGUGCGACUGUACUGAGCCUCAGCCUGGUCUAUGGACAGAGACGGUGAAGAAGAGCUCAGAAACAGAGAAGGAGUCGUCCACAUUACCCAGGGUGUUUUGCCCUGCGGUCUGAGGGGGUUUGAGAUGAAAGCCCCUCCCCUUCACAGAAAACUGAGUGAAUCUUUAAUUGUAUUUUUUUUCUGAAGUGUGUGUGAAUGGAUGACUCAUGUAUUAAACACAGAUGUGCU
Messenger RNA from Thalassophryne amazonica, 1155 nucleotides. RefSeq names its product solute carrier family 25 member 26 (gene slc25a26). The coding region runs from base 106 to 924 and encodes 272 amino acids. Gene Ontology annotation, molecular function: S-adenosyl-L-methionine transmembrane transporter activity. The transcript has 10 exons. Gene Ontology annotation, cellular component: mitochondrial inner membrane. Lineage: Eukaryota; Metazoa; Chordata; Actinopteri; Batrachoidiformes; Batrachoididae. Gene Ontology annotation, biological process: transmembrane transport. The record is from RefSeq and is a predicted model, not a curated record.